CCUGCCCAACUUCUCUCUCUCUCUAAACAUCGUCCGACACUCUCUUUCCCCCUCAUACCAUCUCAUCUCCAACGAUGCCGGUGCAUUCCGGCAUAGAAUCCCCCCUCCUCCGUCACCGUGAGCUGCCGGAGCAGCCGCCAUCAAUCCCCAUCUUCCGGCCGAGUAUCUGGAUCUUAUCCAUCGCUACUCUUCUUCUCUUUUUAGGGCAAGCUCUAUUCUUCAAUUCCAGCCACGGCGAUCGGGGAAUACACCUGCAAAGCACCGGCGGAUCAGAUAUUGUAGAAUCUGACAUCGGUGUCGUGGCGACGGACGAUUUGCGGUGCUCAAGGAUUGGGGUAGAGGCCCUAAAGGCCGGCGGGCACGCGGUGGAUGCUGCUGUGGCUGCAGCGCUGUGCCUUGGAUUCGUGCAUCCAAUGUCUAGUGGGAUCGGCGGCGGCCGGCCGGCUGGAUCGUCGACGGCGGAUUCGUUUGAUUCUCGGGAAACAGCUCCGAUGGCGGCAUCUGAAAACAUGUAUGAGAACAACCCCGCAGCAAAGAGGAAAGGUGCACUCUCCAUGGGGAUUCCAGGAGAGCUCGCAGGCCUCCAUGCCGCAUGGUUGAGGUACGGGAAGCUCCCAUGGAAGGAUCUCUUUCGCCCAGCAAUAGAGCUUGCAAGGUAUGGCAUCCCUCUGCCACUUUAUCUUGCUCAAAUUAUCAAAAAGUCCGAGAAAGACAUCAUGGCCGAUCCGGGGCUGCGACAAGUUUUCGCUCCCAAUGGCAAACUACUACAGAUUAACGAUACUUAUUCAAACCCCAAGCUCGCUGCUUCCUUGGAGAUAGUCUCCAUUAAUGGCCCAAAAGCUUUCUACAACGGUACCGUCGGAGAGAACUUCAUCCAUGAUUUGCGGAAUGCCGGUGGAAUCGCAACCAUGGAGGAUCUUCGGAGUUAUAAGGUCGAAGUGAAGGAAGCUGUCGCUGCAGAUGUUAUGGGUUACAGAGUCUUCGGCAUGCCUCCUCCUUCUAGUGGAACAGUUGGGCUGUCUCUGGUUCUAAACAUUUUAGGUGGCUACAAGUCUCUGGAUGAAGUUAAAGGCUUGCUCGGGCUACACCGCCUCGUAGAAGCAUUCAAACACAUGUUUGCCAUCCGAAUGAACCUUGGAGAUCCUGAUUUUGUUAACGUGACCGGCCAUGUUUCCACCAUGCUUUCACCUUCAUUUGCAGAAAAAAUUAGGCAGAAAAUAUUUGAUAACACUACCUUUGAUCCAAGUUACUAUCUUCCGAAAUGGAGUCAGUUAAGAGACCAUGGAACAAGCCAUUUAUGUGUUGUUGAUGCGGAGCGAAAUGCAAUAUCCAUGACCACCACAGUAAACAGCUAUUUCGGGGCAGGGGUGCUCUCUCCGUUGACUGGUAUUGUUGUCAAUAAUGAGAUGGAUGAUUUUUCCAUCCCAACUGAUGUUUCUUCAGAUCAUCUUCCACCAGCUCCGGCGAACUUCAUCCAGCCGCAGAAGAAGCCUCUUUCUUCCAUGACUCCUCUCAUCAUCCUUAAGAACAAGCAGCUGGCUGGAGUUGUUGGUGCCAGUGGUGGAAUGUAUAUUAUUCCAGCAGUUGUUCAAGUUUUCCUCAACCAUUUUAUUCUCGGUUUUGAUCCUCUGGAAGCAGUUCAAAGACCAAGAGUAUACCAUAAGCUCAUCCCAAACGUUGUGCUGUAUGAGAACUGGACGGCCAUUGAUGAUGAACAGAUACAAGUCUCCCUCGAAGCGCAGACAUUCUUGAAGCAAAGAGGUCACCAACUCCGCAACAUCUCCGGGGGCUCGGUCGCCCAAUUUGUCGUCCAUAACCUUCAAAAUCCAGUUCCGGUUGUCGAAGAAAGAAAAGAUGGGAUCUUUUAUGGUAAGCUCACUGCUGUCAGUGAUCCUAGAAAAGAUGGAGGACCUGCAGGGAUUUGAGACUCCCAUUUCUCCACUGUCUGGUGUCCCAGCAUUCACUCGCAAUGAAGAAGGUAUGCUUCAUGCAUUAAAGAUGUUUUGUGCAAAUAUAUACAUCUAAUGUGUGUGUCUGUGUGAUAUUUGUAAUCCAAAAAUCGGUGUUAGUGUAACAUACUUGUGCCUGUUUCAGUGUAAAUUCUGUAUUAAAGAAACUUAGACUAUUGUGAUUGAUGAACAGUUGGGCAUCUGAAGGUAAUGUAAAAUCUACUUGUUUAAU
Messenger RNA from Phalaenopsis equestris, 2181 nucleotides. RefSeq names its product gamma-glutamyltranspeptidase 3-like. Gene Ontology annotation, cellular component: plasma membrane. The record is from RefSeq and is a predicted model, not a curated record. Gene Ontology annotation, biological process: glutathione catabolic process. Lineage: Eukaryota; Viridiplantae; Streptophyta; Magnoliopsida; Asparagales; Orchidaceae. Gene Ontology annotation, molecular function: glutathione gamma-glutamate hydrolase.